This is a messenger RNA of Bipolaris sorokiniana ND90Pr, 855 nucleotides long. RefSeq lists its product as uncharacterized. Bases 25 to 819 code for a protein of 264 amino acids. Lineage: Eukaryota; Fungi; Ascomycota; Dothideomycetes; Pleosporales; Pleosporaceae. The record is from RefSeq and is a predicted model, not a curated record. The transcript is spliced from 2 exons.
CACCUCCAAGGUGGAACAGGGGGAAUGCAACUGCAACCACAAUGGCGGCUUGACAGUGCCACACCAUCGGACACUUUGCUGGAUGCCCAUGGCCCCGACAGCUUGGAUCCGGUCCUCGGUCUAGCUCUUGUGGGACCGGGGCUUACAUCCGCCCUCCGGAGGCGUCGCGUGGCUGUUAUGGUUACGCAGGAGGAGUGGCCAAUCGACUGGGGGUCGCUCGCAAUCAUCGGUCAUUGCGACGAGCCGACGCAACGGGCCCCCAGCUUUGUUGUUGUAUCGUAUUUUCUUGCGCGUCGAGUCCCCGACUACACAUGUUCGAUCUUCGCAGCACUGCUCCAAAUCUGGUCCCUUUCCUGGCGAAUAAACUUGCACCUCUCACCCUGUGCUCCCUUCCUCUCACCCAUAACUCCAACUUUAUUCUUUAAUACGGCGGAGUGGGCUGCUACUCAGCCGGGACUUCUUUCUGGCCUCCAAAAAAAACCAGCCAUCGUCGAUUGCCCAAAGGAAUCAAAUGUUGAUGCCCAAACAAGACAUUUUCUCCCAGUUCCCUGGCCAGUGGGAACAAACAUGCUGGGCGGCACACACAGACACACACAGACACACACAGAUAUAUUCACAGAGACACAGAUCCAUACACCCCAGGUCGCAUCGCUUUGUCCGCGCAUUGAUAAACACAUUGAUAACCAACAUUGUCGACAAGCCGCAGGAGCGCGGGUCGUGGGUGGCAAUGUAGCAGGUCGACGGACCAAGGCGCCGGUCUCUCCGUCAAAGGUCACAAGCAACCGCCAUUUUGCUCAUUACGCUUUCUGGCCCGGUUGAAACCUACUAGUAGCAUGCUGCUCUCUGCUUCCACCG